Cladophialophora immunda is the source of this 1897-nucleotide messenger RNA. RefSeq lists its product as uncharacterized. The transcript has 2 exons. NCBI's taxonomy places the organism in Eukaryota, Fungi, Ascomycota, Eurotiomycetes, Chaetothyriales, Herpotrichiellaceae. The coding region runs from base 99 to 1388 and encodes 429 amino acids. Gene Ontology annotation, biological process: regulation of DNA-templated transcription. The record is from RefSeq and is a predicted model, not a curated record. Gene Ontology annotation, molecular function: DNA-binding transcription factor activity, RNA polymerase II-specific; zinc ion binding.
UCCAAUUUGCCCGCUCGGAUUCAUUACUUGCUCUGACUCUUGCCCUCGUCUGAAGGGUGUUGUGUGACAACCGUGAAUGCUCCGCUUUCACCCCAGCGAUGGCCGGGGGGGUUGUCGUCCGCAGACGGAACGUCCAUUGUAAAACGAAGACUAAAACUGGUUGUGCAACCUGCAGAGCUCGCAAGAUAAAGUGCGACGAAAAUAGGCCAUUUUGCCGGAAAUGUGUCAAUACUGGCCGUACUUGCGACGGCUACGAAGUUACCUUCAGAAACUUCACCAGCCAACCCAUUACCAGCGUUCAUGGGGGCAAAAUCAAGUCAGACGCUUGUUUACAGCCCAUCCGGCCCACCUUGACCGAGAUCACCCCUCAGGACAUCGACCUCCUCAAUCGUUACUUCUCAACCAAAACCAUGUUCGACGUGAACCUAGGCUGUGAUGAAGAAGCCAGGCAAAUUCUCCAAGCCAGCUUGACUGAUCCGCCUAUACGACACGCAGUCUUGUCUCUCAGAGCACUUCGGGAGGAUCUCGAGACGUUCGGAGACGGUCCCGCGUCUGUCGCGCAGCAGAACCCCAGCUACCAACAUGGUGUCCAGCAAUACAGUAUGGCACUAGGGGGUCUUGCAUCUAACUUGUCGUCUCUGGGCUCAAAAGGGUUGAAGUCGGCAUUACUAUGCUGUCAGAUCUUCAUCAGCAUUGAGCAAGUGCGGAAGAAUUACGCUGCCAUGGCCCAACACAUCAUUCAAGGACUCAGGAUCAUGCACGAACACCGGGCAAGGCCAGGGUUUGUCGCGGCGAACAAAUUGGUACCAGCACACCAUGAUCAUUUGCCCUUCUUGGAUGUUUUCAUCAUUAAGCUAUUUGCUGCACCAUGUAAAUUCGCGGAUCCUCCAACAACCGUCGACGGAAACGGAACGACCUUGUCUGCACGUGUGAUUUUGCCUUGUGAACAGCCUGUUAAGGCUCGCAAUCUUCGCACAAUUGCGCCCGACAUACGGACCGGACUUACAAGAAUCGCUGCGUCAACCCUUGAAUUCCUCGACAAAGUGUCCCAAGUCGACGCGGCAGAAGUCGCUCUUCGACUACUCCCUGAGAAAGCAGCCCUUCUGACCUCGUUAGAAUCAUGGCUCACCGACCUUGAACUCGCUCAGACGAAGACGAGACCUUCUGUGUCUGAGCCCAUUUCAGUGUCUUUCUUGCGUCUCUUCCAUCUAAUACUGAAAAUUGUUGUGUUGGGGGCGCUAAACUCCUCACCGGACCUCUAUGCCGAGCUGCAGACCGAGAACGACCGUUUACAAGAAAUAGCAAACAAUGUCGGUGAAAGAGUCAGGACAUAUAGAACGAGUAAUGGAACCAGUGAUGGUGGUCGAGAGGAGCGGGCCACGCUCUGAUAGCUUCACGGCACUGGGUUCGCCCCCCUACGAUACUCGAAGAAACUGUGGUCUCGAAGCCGGAAACUCGCAAGUUACAUGGCAUACUGAUCAUUAGUGGGGGAGAGAGCCUCCCGCCCAAGCGAAAGCAAUGGAGAAACUACGAUCUAUCCCGCGCACUCUGGCUGUUCACCUUUGACUAUCGACACGAGGGCUUAAUGCUGGCGUAGAUAUCCGCGCCAUGAUAAACGCUGCGGAUAGGACUUUGGUGAGGUGCUCCAGAUGAGCUAUUCGAACGGGUUCUUCGGUUAUGAUGAAGGCGAUUCCAUCAUUGAAGAUGAUAUGUCCGAUGAUGGCGAGGAAGUUUCGGCUCUGCAGCACGGCGAGGACAUUGUUCUUGGGCUGCCCGUCGAGACUUCCGAUGGUGGACUGGGGGUGCUUUUCUCGGAGACUCUGUGGACCAACUUGUUAUGAUUCCUUCUCAGAUCUGUUGUAACACACGGAUGACCACUGGCAUUCUCUCUACGAAG